This is a messenger RNA of Strongylus vulgaris, 419 nucleotides long. NCBI's taxonomy places the organism in Eukaryota, Metazoa, Nematoda, Chromadorea, Rhabditida, Strongylidae. The record is from the annotation of a GenBank genome assembly.
AUGUUUAGCGAUAAUAAGUGUCAGUUCGUAUCCGUCCGUCCGUUCCGUUCCAUCCCGUCGUGUUUCCCAGCGCCGUCGUCAAGCAGCGCGCUGUCGUCACCGCGUCGUAUCGAUUUUCUCUCGUUCAAUUCUGAAGCCAAAAUGGAUGACGAUGACACGAUGUACGAUUCAGCUGACGAGGAUUUAGAUGACUAUUAUAAUGACUACGAUGCGGAUAUGAAUCCUGAUGAUGAUGAUUUGAAGAAAGCUGAGACUGAAGAUGCCGAAUUUGAGUGCCUUAAUUUUUUCCAGGUUGAAUGUGUACUAAACGAGAGCGUCGCCUCUUUGGCUGAGAAAGCAGCAAUCUCGCCAACUUUAGCUCGUAUGCUUUUACAUGCCAAUGAAUGGGAUGUAAAUAAGGUGAGCCGCUCAGCUUGAUU